Centruroides sculpturatus (bark scorpion) is the source of this 1360-nucleotide messenger RNA. Its product is annotated as serine/threonine-protein phosphatase PGAM5, mitochondrial-like. Gene Ontology annotation, biological process: positive regulation of mitochondrial fission. Lineage: Eukaryota; Metazoa; Arthropoda; Arachnida; Scorpiones; Buthidae. The coding region runs from base 11 to 865 and encodes 284 amino acids. The record is from RefSeq and is a predicted model, not a curated record. The transcript is spliced from 5 exons. Gene Ontology annotation, cellular component: mitochondrion.
UAAUUUAAAAAUGUCUGCUAGUAAGCUUCUGUGGAGUGUCAUCGGAGGGGGCAUAACUGCCGGUUGUUUGGCAAUAUCGGGGGCCGUCGAUUUUAGAAAGCGUGCCAACGCUUCGCUGUUAACGUAUCCUUCGAAUUCUAACGGUAAAUGGGAUUCGAAUUGGGAUAGGAGAGAACCAUCUAGUUUAGUCAACCCUCCAAAGAAUUUGAGUGCAGAAGAGGAAAAUAGAUAUAAUGAACGUUUAGAACAAGUGAGAUCGAGAGCGACUCGUCAUUUAUUUUUAAUACGACAUGGUCAGUAUGUUAAGGAGGGAAGCGGUGACUACGAUAGAGUACUCACCGAUCUAGGUAGAAAACAGGCUUUAAGAACUGCUCAACGUCUCAAAGACUUUGGAUUUUCCUACACUAAAAUCGUUCAGUCGUCGAUGACGAGAGCCAGAGAGACUGCAGAAAUCAUCUCCAAAUUAUUUCCCGAAGUCCCAUUGGAAGAAUGCGACUUAUUGAGAGAAGGGGCGCCGUUUCCUCCCGAACCGCCUUCGAAACACUGGAGACCGAAAAAUCACCAGUUCUUUGAAGACGGAGCACGAAUCGAAGCGGCCUUUAGGAAGUACUUUCACAGAGCUCCAGCCUCUCAGAGAGAAGACAGUUAUGAAAUUAUCGUAUGUCAUGCAAAUGUAAUUCGUUAUUUUAUAUGCAGAGCCCUGCAAGUACCGCCGGAAGCAUGGAAAAGAUUUAUGCUGUUCCAUGCAAGUAUAACGUCAAUAACAAUUAAACCGAAUGGUAGAGUAAUAGUGUUUGGAAUAGGUGACAGUGGUCAUAUACCUCCGAUGGAAUUAUCAGUUUCUUUUCAACAAGGACUUAAAUAAGAGUAUAAAUAAUGGAAUUUUCCUAUACUAGUUUAAUAAUUCGAUGACAAGACUUUGUCGAAAGAGUGUUUAGAUGGUGAUAUCACGGUUUGUUUUGAUGUGGCAUCAAAUAAAUGUUUGAGAGAAAUUUAAGAUUUUUAUGGUUGUAUGUAGAAUCAUUUAUAAACUGUCAGAAUCACCUUGAUGUAUUCCAGUCUGUUGGAUCUGGUCUUAAUAACAGGAAAAGUUAAUUACAAAUAUGUAAUUUGGAUUUAGCACAUCUGUUACUUUUUUAAAGAUAUAUUAAUAGAUACUAAUUUAAUUUAUAAAUGGGUACAUUCCAGUAUCAAUCAGUCUCGGCUAAAACUGCUGCACCAGUGAGAGGUUUAAUACGCUUUUGCUGGAAUGUCUGUCAACCUAACAAGACAGCGGAAGCAAACGGUGCUAUAGUGGCAUUUGAAGACUUUUGUCAAAAUAACUUUGGAUUAAUAAAGAUGAUAUUUAAAAUAGUAUUAA